AGGAAACUUUGGCUUUUCAUUAUUAUUUGGAGUUUUGCUUAUUAGCGAAAUAUUUUCACUGCUUAUAUAGUUUAUUAUCAGCGUGGCAAAAGAGCUUGAGACAUGGGUUGUAAUCCCAGUUUUUCUAACUUCCAGCUCUUUUACUUUGCUCAGGACACAGAGCUUUACCUGGUACCAGACAGUAAGCUUGCUGGCAGACAUAUCUCGUGUUACCACUGAACUCAAUAUACCUCGUCUCUAAAACAGAGCAAUGCAGCAAGUGUUGGAUAACCUUACAGAGCUGCCCUCAUCUACAGGAGCAGAAGAAAUAGACCUUAUUUUCCUCAAGGGGAUUAUGGAGAAUCCUAUUGUAAAAUCACUUGCUAAGGCUCAUGAGAGGCUAGAAGAUUCAAAACUAGAAGCUGUCAGUGACAAUAACUUAGAAUUAGUCAAUGAAAUUCUUGAAGAUAUCACUCCUUUAAUAAAUGUGGAUGAAAAUGUGGCAGAACUGGUUGGUAUACUCAAAGAGCCUCACUUCCAGUCACUCUUGGAGGCCCAUGAUAUUGUGGCAUCAAAAUGUUAUGAUUCACCUCCAUCAAGCCCAGAAAUGAAUAAUUCUUCUAUCAAUAAUCAGUUAUUACCAGUAGAUGCCAUUCGUAUUCUUGGUAUUCACAAAAGAGCUGGGGAGCCAUUGGGUGUAACAUUUAGGGUCGAAAAUAAUGACCUGGUAAUUGCCCGAAUCCUUCAUGGGGGAAUGAUAGAUCGACAAGGUCUGCUUCAUGUGGGAGACAUCAUUAAAGAAGUCAAUGGCCAUGAGGUUGGAAACAAUCCAAAGGAAUUACAAGAAUUAUUGAAAAAUAUUAGUGGAAGUGUCACCCUAAAAAUUUUACCAAGCUAUAGAGAUACCAUAACUCCUCAACAGAGUUGCAUCAAUAUGGAGAGGCAUCCAGCACACGUCCGUCAGGUAUUUGUGAAAUGUCAUUUUGAUUAUAAUCCAUACAAUGAUAACCUGAUACCCUGCAAAGAAGCAGGAUUGAAGUUUUCAAAAGGAGAAAUUCUUCAAAUUGUAAACAGAGAAGAUCCAAACUGGUGGCAGGCUAGCCAUGUAAAAGAGGGAGGAAGUGCUGGACUCAUUCCAAGCCAGUUCCUGGAAGAGAAGAGAAAGGCAUUUGUUAGAAGAGACUGGGACAAUUCAGGACCUUUUUGUGGAACCAUAAGUAGCAAAAAAAAGAAAAAGAUGAUGUAUCUCACAACCAGAAAUGCAGAAUUUGAUCGUCAUGAAAUCCAGAUAUAUGAGGAAGUAGCCAAAAUGCCUCCCUUCCAGAGAAAGACUUUAGUAUUGAUAGGUGCUCAAGGUGUGGGACGAAGAAGCUUGAAAAACAGGUUCAUAGUGUUGAAUCCCACUAGAUUUGGAACUACAGUGCCAUUUACUUCACGGAAACCAAGGGAAGAUGAAAAAGAUGGUCAGGCAUAUAAAUUUGUGUCACGUUCUGAGAUGGAAGCAGAUAUUAAAGCUGGAAAAUAUUUGGAACAUGGGGAAUAUGAAGGAAAUCUCUAUGGAACCAAAAUUGAUUCUAUUCUUGAAGUUGUCCAAACUGGACGAACUUGCAUCUUGGAUGUCAACCCACAAGCCUUGAAAGUGCUGAGGACAUCCGAGUUCAUGCCCUAUGUUGUAUUUAUUGCUGCUCCAGAACUAGAGACGUUACGUGCCAUGCACAAGGCAGUGGUGGAUGCUGGCAUCACUACUAAGCUUUUGACGGACUCUGACUUGAAGAAAACCGUGGAUGAAAGUGCACGAAUUCAGAGAGCAUACAACCACUAUUUUGAUUUGAUCAUCGUAAACGACAAUCUAGACAAAGCCUUUGAAAAACUACAAACUGCCAUAGAGAAGCUGAGAAUGGAGCCACAGUGGGUCCCAAUCAGCUGGGUUUACUGAUGAUUCACUAAGGUUCAGAAUGGAAAUAAAACUUUUUAAAAGUGA
Felis catus (domestic cat) is the source of this 1960-nucleotide messenger RNA. It is a transcript of the gene PALS2, whose product is annotated as protein associated with LIN7 2, MAGUK p55 family member. The transcript is spliced from 13 exons. The coding region runs from base 251 to 1915 and encodes 554 amino acids. The record is from RefSeq and is a predicted model, not a curated record. Gene Ontology annotation, molecular function: protein binding. Gene Ontology annotation, cellular component: plasma membrane; cell-cell junction. Lineage: Eukaryota; Metazoa; Chordata; Mammalia; Carnivora; Felidae.